This is a messenger RNA of Botrytis porri, 285 nucleotides long. RefSeq lists its product as uncharacterized. NCBI's taxonomy places the organism in Eukaryota, Fungi, Ascomycota, Leotiomycetes, Helotiales, Sclerotiniaceae. The record is from RefSeq and is a predicted model, not a curated record. The transcript has a single exon. Bases 1 to 285 code for a protein of 94 amino acids.
AUGAGUGGUAACGCACCCAAGGGAUCCAAAGCGAGCAAGAGCGCAGAAGGGAAACUCCAACAUCGAAGCAGCUCCCGUGAACGAUCACAACAACAACCACAAAAUUCACGCAAUGAUAAACAGGAAACAGCCCCUGCCUCAGAGAACCGUGCUACUCGCAACCAGAUAGAUAAGGUGACAAAGAAAUUGGCAGCAAAUAUCAACGACAAUGGGCCAAAAUCUGCAGAAGAGAGAGCAGUGUUGCGGAAAACAUUAGACAAUCUCGAAAGCAUACGACCGCGAUGA